AAUCGCUUGAUUGAACAAGUAAUCUAGAAUGAUGUUGAACAAUUCAACAAAACAAUAUUAUUAGUGGUAGUAAUGCUAUCAAGUUUGAUAUUUUUAUCACAGAAGUAGGAAAUAUGUCAUAUGGUAUUACUACGGUCCUGGACCACUAAGGAUCACCAUGGUCCUGUACCACAUAUUACAUGUUUACACAAAAAGUUCACCUUUAGAUUUUUCUCUGAGGGAUAGUACUUGUGUGGUAAACCAACGCAUACAAGUAUACGACUAAUCAAAGACUGUACAUGUCCCUUUACAUUAGACUCAUCCCUUACUCCUGUCCCACUUCCACAACAGUUUGUUGAGUUUUCUUCUCUUCAAUUCUCUAGUCAUCAGUUUCCUCUUGCUUGGGCAAAACAAUGGUGCAUAAUAUCUUAAUGCCAUUUCUUUGGUUCUUAUUAUUCUCCCACAUGACAAGAACUUCCACUUCAUUACACACUUUAGCAGUGAACCAAACGAUCCGGGAUGGUGGUGGUGAGAGUUUAGUUUCAGUAGGUGGGAUCACUGAAUUGGGUUUCUUCAGCCCCGGGAGUUCAAAAAGUCGAUAUUUGGGUGUAUGGUACAGGAAUGUAACCCCCUUAACAGUGAUAUGGGUGGCCAAUAGAGAAACACCUCUACAAAACCAUUCAGGAGUGUUAAAGCUCAAUGCAAAUGGGAUUUUUCAGCUUCUCAAUGGCCCUGCUAACAGCGCUAUAAUUUGGUCAUCCAAUACAACAAGCAUAGCCGGGAAUCUGAAUAACCCUAUCGCUCAGCUCCUGGAUUCAGGAAAUUUGGUAGUGAAAAAUGGACAGCAAACUGAUGAAUUUUUGUGGCAGAGUUUUGAUUAUCCCUCUGAUACAUUGAUGUCCGGAAUGAAACUUGGAUGGAACUUUGAAAUUGGCCUAGAAAGAUUCACAUCAUCAUGGAAAAGUGAUGAUGACCCUGCUGAGGGAGAAUAUGCUAUGAAACUUGACCUUAGAGGAUAUCCCCAGAUAAUUACAUUAAAAGGGUCUGAUAUAGAUAUUAGAGCAGGGCCAUGGCUCGGUGAGUUCAUCGCUGGAUCUCAAGGACCAACUCCAGGAGCGACGCAAAGAUUUGUGUUCAAUGAAAAAGAAGUGUAUUAUGAAUACCAGAGUAAUGAAAGCUCAACUAUCGCCUUAAAUAAACUGGCUCCUUCAGGUGCUGAGCAGAUUCUGUAUUGGUCCGUUGGAUCGAGCAAAAGGCAAGUGUACUCAAAUGGGAAGGAUGAAUGCGAAGACUACGCCUAUUGUGGUAAAAAUUCUAUAUGCACCAUGGAUGGUAACAUUCCAACUUGUGCGUGCUUGAAAGCGUAUGUUCCCAAGAUUCCUCAACAGUGGAAGCUGUCUCACUGGAAAGACGGUUGUAUUCCGAGGAAUGGAUCUAAUUGCAAAAACAGUACCACGUACAAAACAGAGGGGUUCUUCAAGUACACACACAUGAAGUAUCCAGAUACGUCUUCAUCAUGGUUUGAUAAGAGCACGAACCUUGAGGAAUGUAAGGCGUUGUGUCUCAGAAACUGUUCCUGUGUAGCCUGUGCUAAUUUAGAUACCCGCAAUGGGGGAACUGGGUGUCUUCUUUGGUUUAAUUAUCUGGUUGAUGUGAGGGAAUUCUCUAAAUGGGGACAAGAUCUUUAUGUCAAAGCCCCUCUUUCAGAACUAGAUCAAGUCGCAGUAGAUAACCAUGGAAACAUCAAGAAGAAGAUAGUCGGAAUCACAGUUGUUGUGAUUAUUAUUAUUGGAUUAAUUACAUGUGGAUCGAUAUGGAUGAUUAAAAAACCAGGGGCUGCAAGAAAUACUUUCAAUUUCAACAAGCGUUACGUAAGAAACCUAAGGAAGGAAGAUGAUGACUUGACAACAUUUGAUUUCUCGAUCUUGGCUUAUGCCACUAACAACUUUUCAAGCAGUAACAAACUUGGAGAAGGUGGUUUUGGACCAGUAUACAAGGGAAUGUUGAUAGAUGGACAAGAGAUAGCUGUGAAAAGACUUUCAAAAAGAUCUGGACAAGGCUUGGAAGAAUUUAAAAAUGAAGUGGCACUGAUUGCAAAACUUCAGCACCGUAAUCUCAUAAAGCUUCUUGGUUGUUGUAUUCAAGGAGAAGAAACAAUGUUGAUCUAUGAAUACAUGCCGAACAAAAGCUUGGACUACUUUGUUUUUGAUGACACCAAAACGAUGUCACUGGAUUGGCUUAGGCGUUUCAAUAUUAUUGGUAGCAUUGCUCGAGGACUUCUUUAUCUUCAUCAAGACUCAAGAGUGAGGAUUAUUCACAGAGAUCUAAAAACUAGCAAUAUAUUACUAGACGUAAAUUUGGAGCCGAAAAUAUCAGACUUUGGCUUGGCUCGAAUCUUUUUGGGGGAUCAAAUCGAGGCAAACACAAAUAGAGUGGCUGGAACUUAUGGCUACAUAUCUCCAGAGUAUGCUGUCCACGGGGAUUUCUCAGUGAAAUCAGAUGUAUUUAGUUAUGGUGUGAUUGUACUAGAGAUUGUAAGUGGGAAACGGAAUAGGGGAUUUUCAAACCUCGAGCAGUGCAAUAAUCUUCUUGGAUAUGCAUGGAGAUUAUGGACGGAAGAGAGAGCCCUAGAACUAUUGGAUGAAGUGUUACGUGAACAAUAUACAGCAUUUGAAGUCAUACGAAGUAUACAGGUGGGCUUGUUAUGUGUGCAACAAAGACCAGAAGAUAGACCAGACAUGUCAUCUGUGGUUCUAAUGCUAAAUGGUCAGCAACUAUUGCCAGAGCCAAAGGUUCCUGGCUUUUACACUGAAAAGGAUUUAAGUACCGAAUCAGAUUCUUCACUCGCAACUCACAAAUUCUGCUCAUCUAAUGAAAUAUCCAUUACACAGUUAGAUGCAAGAUAGGAUAUUCAGAGAAUGAAAUCACAAGUCUUCAGCUUCCAACGAGGGAUAAAUAGGUUAUCCGGGCAUACAUAGUUUGUGAAAUAGCUAAUGUUUUUACUAUUAUGAACCUGUGUUUUAUCUGUCUAGUAUAUCCAGUCAUGCAUGAGAUAAACAAAAUUGUGCAUAAGGACAAUAAACUCAAUUGCUAUUUGUACUAGAAACGUUUCUAGCUAUUUACAUUUAUAUAAUUCAUAUUGGA
This is a messenger RNA of Trifolium pratense (red clover), 3123 nucleotides long. RefSeq names its product G-type lectin S-receptor-like serine/threonine-protein kinase At4g27290. Gene Ontology annotation, molecular function: ATP binding; protein serine/threonine kinase activity. The record is from RefSeq and is a predicted model, not a curated record. Lineage: Eukaryota; Viridiplantae; Streptophyta; Magnoliopsida; Fabales; Fabaceae. The coding region runs from base 393 to 2885 and encodes 830 amino acids. The transcript has 7 exons. Gene Ontology annotation, biological process: protein phosphorylation; recognition of pollen.